AUGGGUGUUAUAGAAGAAGAGAAAUCAGUUUCUCAAUUAAAAGAAAAGUUUGAAAGACUUGCUACAGAACAAAGAUAUCAUAGGUCAUAUAGAGGACUAGAAGGGAAUGAAAAAUGUGUAAAAUCAUCUCCUAUAUAUUUUCGAAGCUACAGAAGCUCAAUAAGAUCGCCUGUUGAAGAAAAAUUAACAUACGAACGAUCAUAUAUAAGAGUGCCAAGUAUUGAAAGAAAGCCAAAGAUAAGGUCUUUUUCUUGCAGUGUGAAUGCAUCAAAAGCUCCAUGUCAUGUUCGAGAUAUUUCCAGUGAUCUUGAUGUUGCAAUUCCUGAUACAUUCUAUGAUUUGGCGGAUGCAGAUACACAGCCUCUUAGACCCUCUAUGAAACGAGCUAAAGGAGCGUUUUCAGAUCAUAAGAAUUUAUUUAGUGAUUAUUAUGAUGCAGAUGAUUCGUCAUUUAAAGACAAUAUUUUUGAUGAAGAACCAUACAAUCCCUUAGAUUCUUUGACUCAUGAUUCAGAUUUUGCAAUCCGGUCACCAGAGCUUUCUGAGUUUACACCAAUCGAAAUACAUUCUAAAAAAAAAGAAUAUUAUGAUGAUCCAUAUUUUGAUCAUUUUACACCUGAGCAAGUCGACACGUUUCCGUCUCCUAGAUUAGAAGAAUAUAUUCAAGAGAACCAAAGUUUAAUUCAAGAUAUAAUGGAAUCUCCUUUUCAGGAUUCUAUAGAUAUUAAUGAUUUUAAAGCUAUUUCUACAAAAAAAAAGACAUCUUCUCAUAAAUGCAUAAGUCCAGUAUCUGAUGACAUUAUUUUUCAUGAUAAUUUUUCAAAUAUUUCCACAUCUAAAUUUUUUAAAACAGAUUUUAAUGAAUUACCAAAAUGUGAUGGAUAUUUAGAUAUUAACAAUAGCGAUAUAUCUUUCAAAUUAGACAGUAAUCAACCGAAAUUGUCACGGUCUCUUUCUCCUUUUAGGAAUCCACCCAUUAUUCCGCCGAAACCUGAUGAUAUUUUAAAAGCUCGUGCUCAAAAAUCUUUUAAUUUCACAAAAUCACAAAUAGAAAUUAAGAAAGAGCCUGUUGAAAAGUCUAAAUUAUUUAAAGGACAUAUGAAGUCUUAUAGUAUGUCGACCAGAUUACCAGGAAGUGAAUCUUUUUCAUGUCCAUCUACAGAUUUUCAUUAUUCUUCUAUAUCUUUAGCAGAAACAUCUGUUAUGGAUGAAUAUGAUUCUGAUGCAGAAGAAAAAAAUACUGAGUCUUCUGAAAAUCAUUCUACAACAGAUUAUCCAGAUUCAUCACAAACAAAUCGUCGACGACCAAUAUUUAAAAAUGGCCCUCUAGAAAUCCAAGGUCGUUCAGAAAUUAAACACUGUCUUAUUUCAGGAGAUUAUUUAUGUUCCUGUGGUACUAUUAUAAAAGUAUGGAAUAUUAAGACUAAUGAAGUUAUAUGGUCAUUACCUUCUAAUGAUAUGAAAAUAACUAGUAUGUCUUUUGUUCCAUCUCGAGAUAUAAAUGAAGAAGGAACUAGAAUAUGGUUAGGAACUAAAGAUGGUAAUAUUUCAGAAAUCAAUAUAUUUUAUCAAGGAUUUGUUGAUAAACGUUUUGGUGUUCAUUCUCAUCCGAUUAUAUAUAUAUUAAGGUGUGGAUAUGAAUUAUGGACUCUUGACGACAGCGGAAAACUUUUAAUUUGGUCUGAUGAUACACAUCAAAAUGGUUUGCAUCUUCAAAGCACGCCUCGUACAUAUAAAGUUACACCCAAGGCGACCUUUAGUUUUGUUGUAAAAAAUCAACUCUGGUUAGGAGCAUCUAAAUCAGUAUAUGUAUAUAAUCCAAAAACUCAAACAAAUAAUCAUCCAUUUGUUGCAACAGCGCGCCCAAUUGUACCUCAUUUACCUGUAGGAGAAAUAUCAUGUGGUACUAUUCUUCGAAAUCAACCAGAUUUAGUUUAUUUGGGACAUCAAGAUGGGAAAAUUUCUGUUUAUUCUAGGACCUCUCUUUCUUGUUUAGAAGUUAUUAAUGUUAGUCUUUAUAAUAUUGUAGCUAUGGUUGGUGUCGGUGAUUAUUUAUGGGCUGGAUUCAAGACAGGAAUGAUUUAUGUAUAUGAUCUUCAAUCUAAGCCUCGAAAAAUAAAGAAAGGUUGGUGGGCACAUAAGUACCCAAUAUUAGAAUUGCAUCUAGAUACAACAAGUAUUUGGAGAGUUAAAAGAUAUCAGGUUCUAUCUUUAGCUUCUGAUAAUAUUAUCAGGAUAUGGGAUGGGUUAUUGAUGGAAGAUUGGCUAGAAAAUGAAAUGUGUAAACGAGAUGAGGAAUUUUGUACAUUUCGAAACAUAAACAUUACUGUUUGUACAUGGAAUGCAGGCGCAUCAAGGCCUAAUGAUUUGAAUUCUUCAACAGAUGAUUUUUCUUUUUUUGAAAAAGUUCUAGAAUCUCCGAAUCCUCCAGAAAUAAUAGUUUUUGGUUUUCAAGAACUUGUUGAUCUAGAAAACAAGCGUUUAACUGCUAAGCAUUUAAUGAAAUUUAAUAAAAAAAAAGAUUCUAAACAAUUACAAGAACAUAUGUCUUCUCAGUAUAGUGCAUGGAAGGAACGGUUAACUAACGAAAUAAUAACGUAUGUACAAUCUGAAUUUCAAUAUUGUCUUCUUCAUUCAGAAAAUCUUGUUGGAUUAUUUACGUGCAUUUUUACUAAAACUUCAAUAAAAUCACAUAUUAAAAAAUUAAAUAGUAUCCAUGUUAAAACUGGUUUAGGUGGAUUGCAUGGAAAUAAAGGAGCACUUGUUAUACGUUUUAUACUUGAUGAUACAUCAUUAUGUUUUAUUAAUUGUCAUCUUGCUGCUGGACAGUCUCAGGUAGUACAUAGAAAUAAUCAUUUAGCUACAAUUUUAGAAUCAUCAGAUUUUUCUCCAGAAUUAGAUAAUUCUAAAAGGGCAGAUUUAUUUGUUGGAGGAGGAGAUGGAUCAAUGAUUUUGGAUCAUGAAAUCUGUAUAUUAAAUGGAGAUUUGAACUACCGCAUAGAUAUGCGUCGUGAUGCAAUUUUAAAUUACAUUAAUUUAAAAGAUUAUCAAUCACUUCUUGAAAAAGAUCAGCUUAUUCUUCAAAAAAAAAAAAAUCCAGGAUUUCGGUUACGUCUUUUUAAUGAAGCACCAAUUGAUUUCCCUCCAACUUAUAAAUAUGAUAUAGGAAUAGAUAAUUAUGAUACUAGUGAGAAAAAGAGAUGUCCUGCAUGGUGUGAUCGUAUUUUUUAUAGAGGUAGCAGAGUUAAAUGCACCAGUUAUCGCCGAUUAAAUGUACGAAUUUCUGAUCAUCGUCCAGUUGUAGCAACGUUUACAGCAAGGACAAAAAAAAUAGACCCUUCAAAAAAAAAAGCUGUUUGGGAAUCAGUUGCUUCUAGUUGGAUGGAUACUGCUCAAAAUUUCCGAGAAAUGGCUAAACUUGACUAUUUAGUUUCUGAUUGCGGCUUUGAAGGUGAAUUAGCAUCUAAAGUAUUGAAUGAUUGUAAUGGAGAGAUACCUAAUGCAUUAACUAGACUUUUAAAUAAAAAAUAUAAAUAA
This is a messenger RNA of Pneumocystis jirovecii RU7, 3537 nucleotides long. RefSeq lists its product as uncharacterized. Gene Ontology annotation, molecular function: protein binding; phosphatidylinositol-4,5-bisphosphate 5-phosphatase activity. The coding region runs from base 1 to 3537 and encodes 1178 amino acids. NCBI's taxonomy places the organism in Eukaryota, Fungi, Ascomycota, Pneumocystomycetes, Pneumocystales, Pneumocystaceae. The transcript has 8 exons. Gene Ontology annotation, biological process: phosphatidylinositol dephosphorylation. The record is from RefSeq and is a predicted model, not a curated record.